Penicillium hordei is the source of this 666-nucleotide messenger RNA. RefSeq lists its product as uncharacterized. The coding region runs from base 1 to 666 and encodes 221 amino acids. Lineage: Eukaryota; Fungi; Ascomycota; Eurotiomycetes; Eurotiales; Aspergillaceae. Gene Ontology annotation, molecular function: oxidoreductase activity. The record is from RefSeq and is a predicted model, not a curated record. The transcript has a single exon.
AUGUCUUCGACAUGGUGCAAUGCCAUACAAAUAGCUACCAAAUCGGGCAGAUUCCACUGUCUCUUCUGUCGCGGCUUUGAAGAACAAGGCUGCAAAGCCGCCGGAGUGCUCGCCAUUGGGGAUAUGGCCAACACAAUGGCGGCGAUGCACGUUGCACGCAUGGCCCGACGGUUUGCUACGACCGUCACUAUCUUACGCACGGCGCGCAAGAAGUCACCCAGGCACUCGAGAAAGCAAGCUACCAUACGGGCAUUAAGGUCGAUAGUAGACCUAUCACACGGCUGGUCAAGGGACCGGGCCCAUCAGAUGUGGACGUUGAAUUCAAGGAUGGUACCCAUAGAACGGAGGGAUUCCUCGUGUGUAUCCCUCGAGACCCAACUGCAAUCGAUGGUGGCAGAUCCUGACCACCUGCAGGCCCACAAGCCUAAAACCCAAAUCAAUGGCCCGUUCGCCAAUCAACUAGGAUUGCACCUCACUUCCGAUGGCAAUAUCAAGACGACGGAGCCGUUCUACAGCACCUCCGUCCCAGGAGUAUUUGCAGCGGGUGACUGUGCGGUUCCCAUGAAGGCGGUAGCAACGGCCAUAUCGUCGGGGACGUUCGUGGCGGGAGGAUUGGCCGGACAGUUGCAGGCGGAGCUGUACUCGGGACAGCAAAAACUAACGUAG